ACACUGCCCUGCGGCGUGUUUUUUUGCUUCCCUUGGGAAGGUGGGGUGAUGUGUGCCGUGUUCUCGGUGGGAUUAAAGCGAUUUCUUUUUGACGGACUACGUCCACUCAGUAGUUGUAAUGCUUGUUAUCUCAGUAUUUCGCAUUCACGACGUAUGUACGCUACUGGGAGUGAAACUAGGCUCGCCCGAGAAGUCGUUUACGAUCGAUUUUCUUCGUUGAAGCGGCUGCUAGAAAUCUCCCGUCGAGGGGAAUGACGGGGGGGGGGGGGGGGAAGUUAUUUAACGAUGUGGUCGAAGGAUGGCGUGAUUUUCUUCUUCUUCAUCAUCAUCAACAACAUCGGGAUUUUGGGACUGUAGUUUGCAAUAACGGGUGUUAUGUUCUUUCACCCUUUCUCUCCCUCCCCCCAAAUUGCGAAGAAUUCAUGAUUAUGCUAGAUGUUGGUUUCGCCAGCUAAUCCUGUUGCGGUGUACACGUUUAUAUUUAAAGCUAGUAAGUUUAAGACUUUUCUUCUCUCUCUCUCUUCUUUAGCCUCCCCUACCCCCUCUUUUUUGUUUCUCCCUUUGUUGCUCUGCUGUCCUUUUAGAGGUUAUCUACACUGCUCUUAUUCUUUCUUUCU
This is a messenger RNA of Periconia digitata, 617 nucleotides long. The record is from the annotation of a GenBank genome assembly. Lineage: Eukaryota; Fungi; Ascomycota; Dothideomycetes; Pleosporales; Periconiaceae.